Molecule: messenger RNA, 852 nt
Organism: Jaminaea rosea
Lineage: Eukaryota; Fungi; Basidiomycota; Exobasidiomycetes; Microstromatales
Exons: 3
Coding region: 1-852 (283 amino acids)
Molecular function (GO): FMN binding
Source: RefSeq, a predicted model, not a curated record
AUGUCAACGCAACAAGCACCCGCGCCGCGAUGGAAGACGUUGGCUCAGGAGAACAUUGCCAAAGCAUUCAAGGAAGGGGAGAAGAGUAGUGUCUUGUACCAAGUGCUCUCCACCGUCAGUCCCGGCCCACCUCCCGUCCCUCACUCGCGCUACGUCGUGCACCGAGGAUUCGUCAAUGAACAGCGCUCCAAGGAGACGGCCUCUGGCAUCGAAACAUUUGACAAGAACUUCUUGGCCUCCAACAGUCUCAUCCUCACGACGACCGACAUCCGAGCGCCCAAGGCUCAGGAGAUGGCUGCGACUGCCAAGGAGACCGGGGCGGCCAGAGGAGAGAUUUGUUGGUGGCAGGAGAGUAGCCAGAUUCAGCUCCGUCUCAAUGGAUACUACCAUCUCCUCCCUACCGCCUCGCAUCCCCUGGCCAAGGAGUUCCCUGGGGAGCGCCUGUCCCCACCCCACUCAAAUUCGUCCUCCUCGUCUUCGACCUUCGAUUGGGCGCAAGAGCGCCAACGUCACUACGAGAAGCUCUCGCCUGACCUUCUUGCUUCAUUUGCCCGUCCCAUUCCGGGCUCUGCCCACCCUAAGUCCGGCUCUCUCUCGGCUGGCCCAGGGGAAGACGGUAAGGAAGGAGAGGAAGAGAAGAGCCCUUGGCCUCUCAAGCUGCCGCCUCCGGGCAAGGCAGAGAAUGAGGAGCAGAGGAAGGCGUUGGAGGAGAGUGAGAAGAACUUUGCGCUGCUUGUAUUUGAGCCACUGACGGUUGAUGUGGUGGAUUUGACGAGGGACAAGAGGAGUCUCUUUGAGAGAAAGGGAGACUCGCCUAAUGGAGAGUGGACGGAGAAGAGGCUGGUACCGUGA